Messenger RNA from Triticum urartu, 498 nucleotides. RefSeq names its product norbelladine synthase-like. Gene Ontology annotation, cellular component: cytoplasm; nucleus. Gene Ontology annotation, molecular function: signaling receptor activity; abscisic acid binding; protein phosphatase inhibitor activity. The record is from RefSeq and is a predicted model, not a curated record. NCBI's taxonomy places the organism in Eukaryota, Viridiplantae, Streptophyta, Magnoliopsida, Poales, Poaceae. Gene Ontology annotation, biological process: defense response; abscisic acid-activated signaling pathway.
AUGGAAGGGGGGAGCCUCUGGCACGAGUUGGAGACCGACCUCCCGGCCGCCGACGUAUGGGAGGUCUAUGGCGGCCUCGCCAUCGGGCGACUAAUCCCCCAACUGCUUCCACAUGUCCUCUCAAAGGUAGAGCUUGUAGAGGGAGACGGUGGCGUCGGCACAAUCCUGCUCGUCACCUUCCCUCCUCAAGGAGAUUCCGAACCAAGAAGCUACAAGGAGAAGUUCAACGUAAUCGACAAUGAAAAGUACAUCAAGGAGGCAGAAACGAUCGAAGGAGGCUUUCUAGAUCUCGGCUUUCGGAAACAUUUGAUGCGAAUCGAGAUCGUAGGAAAAGAAGAUGGCAAAUCCGUUAUAAGAUCCACCGUCGAGUAUGAAGUUGAUGCCGAGCAUGCGAAGAAUGUCUCACUUGUCAGUACACAAGCAUUGGCUUCUGUUGCUGAGGCCAUCACCAAGCACAUCAAGGAGCAGAAGAAGAGCCCCGAGCAAGCGACCGAGUAA